ACAAGGGUUGUGGAAGGGAGGAACAAUCAAGCGCGUGCUUCACGCACCCACGUGCUAAUUCCUCAUUGGUGCAAUACCGGUAAACGACCCGGACCGUUGGUGACAUGCCCUCGAUUCAUCACCGUUAGUCAAGGUUGAUCAGGUUGCUGUGAUGCGUGUGGCUUGCGAGCGUGCGUAACACUGCAAUAUAUGUGUGCUUGCUGGGUGGAAAGAGCGCUUGCUUGUAGUAGGUGGAUAACUAUUGAUUUCGUAGAAUAUUUAUGCAGGCAUUGUAUACCGAGAUCGGUGAACUGGCGACAUUUUCCGACGGCUCAAGAUAUCGAGCUUACACGAUUCGAAAGCUGGUCGAGCUACAAUCUGUCUCUAAUUCAAUUCGUGUGCAGUCGGCGCGUUGUGAAGUGCUCGCAGCCGAAGUCGAAUCAUCGCUGCGGGGGAGUGUAUAUUGACAAUUGCCCCCCACGAAGGCAGGUAACGCAAGGACUACCAAGCUUGGAUAUAAUGCUGUUCAAGUUGAUCGUCAGAUAUCAUCGCAGUCGGAGGCGGCCGCUAUUCAGAUCGAAAGACGCGAUGUACGAAAAAGGAAGGUCGAUAAGAAAUAAGGCCGCAAUUGUGUCGGCCAGAAGUAGUCGUGCAUUACAUUGUACAGUAGCGACCAUUCCAGAUGGUGAUGACCCUUGUCCCGUAUGUCCGUCAUUUUCGUCGUUCCCUGUCUGUAUUGCAAGGCGAAUUAUCGAUACUGUACAGUUGCACUAAUUCUCAGUAGUGUCCGUAAUGCUCAAUCAUCCAGUAUUGAGGUAUCCACACGGAGUG
Molecule: messenger RNA, 810 nt
Organism: Macroventuria anomochaeta
Lineage: Eukaryota; Fungi; Ascomycota; Dothideomycetes; Pleosporales; Didymellaceae
Exons: 1
Coding region: 190-753 (187 amino acids)
Source: RefSeq, a predicted model, not a curated record